Molecule: messenger RNA, 2892 nt
Organism: Pecten maximus
Lineage: Eukaryota; Metazoa; Mollusca; Bivalvia; Pectinida; Pectinidae
Product: proteinase-activated receptor 1-like
Exons: 2
Coding region: 944-1975 (343 amino acids)
Biological process (GO): neuropeptide signaling pathway
Cellular component (GO): membrane
Molecular function (GO): G protein-coupled peptide receptor activity
Source: RefSeq, a predicted model, not a curated record
UGCGUUACUGAAAAAGUGUUAUACAUUCUUCAGAAAACAUCGCGUUACUGAAAAAGUGUCAUGUAAGGGAACAUUGCGUUACUGAAAAUAAAGUGUUAUACAUUCUUCAGAAAACAUCGCGUUACUGAAAAAAGUGUCAUACAUUCUUCAGAAAACAUUGCGUUACUGAAAAAGUGUUAUACAUUCUUCAGAAAACAUCGCGUUACUGAAAAAAGUGUCAUACAUUCUUCAGAAAACAUCGCGUUACUGAAAAAGUGUCAUACAUUCUUCAGAAAACAUCGUGUUACUAAAAAAAGUGUUAUACAUUCUUCAGAAAACAUCGCGUUACUAAAAAAAGUGUGAUACAUGUACGUGAUUCAGGAAACUUUGCCAGACUGGACGAUGCACAUGUUAAUUUUACAUCUCGAAAUACCACAAUACACAAGACCGUCAUAGAUAAUAACCGUCGUAGGAAACGUCAUAACAGCAAGUGUCAGACAAUAUAUCGGAGGGCGUUCCUGUACUGAAAACAAACGUCAUACUGAUCAAGUGUCAAGCGAAUAGUAGAUGGCGUCUUUCUACUGAUCAAACGUCAAACGACGAAAAGUUAACAUCUUUCUACUGAACAAACGUCAAACGACGAAAAGUUAACAUCUUUCUACUGAACAAGUGUCAAGCGACGAAAAGUUGACGUCAUUGUACUGAUCAAGCGUCAGGCGACUUUAAACUGCUGAAACCCCAAAGAUGUACCUGGAGCUAAGAUAAACAUGAACCAAUGCUAGGUCCCUGAGGAUGCUAUCGUUGAGUUUGGAUGAAGUUUAACUUUAUUAUGAAAACACGUAACGUCACACCAGUCACUUGUCAAUUUCAGAAAUUGAAAUACUUUCAAGUGCAAAUAUGAGGAAUCUGUCUGACAUCGUUGAAUGAACACGUUACCGGAACAAACAAAAUCAGGAAUUAUAUAAUGGGAGACAACUCAACCAAUACCAGUGUCUACGAGCCCAGUGAUAGGCCUGACGUGUUUGAACCCGUCACACUGCUUUUCUUCCCCGCCCUCUUACUCUGUCUGAUCGGCAUCCCGGGGACCAUCAAAGUUAUCCAUUUCUACGGGAAACAGAGGAAGAAAGUUGAUGGGUCCACGCCCACCCUCCUGUUGGGUCUGGCUGUGUAUGACAUGUUGUCCUUAGUUACCAUCAUACCAUACAUAUGUCUGACAAUCAAUAUGAAGUUCACUGAUAUUGAAGGUACGAAGUUGUUCUUCUGUCAUUACUACGUACCCAACUAUCUGGCGCGCUUUCCAAAGUACUGCUCCAAUUUUCUACUCAUGGUCAUCGCUACUAGUCGACUUUAUAGUGUUAUACGGCCACAUACUUGGAAGAAAAUAUUCUCCAGGAAAGUGGGUUUAGUUUGCGUACUGGCGGUUACUUUCUUUGUCCCUCUGUCGCUUCUACCAUUGGCUGUCGAGUAUUCCUGUUCGGAUAUAGACAACGGCACGAUUGCUUAUCAUCAGUAUUCGGAUAUUGGUGAGAAACGUGGCCUAUACAGAACUAUUUAUAUCCUAAAUAUGAUAUUGUACUUCUCGUUUCCAUUAAUUACAGUCAUUAUAUGUAACGUUGCCUUAAUAGCGCACAUGCUACAUCGCAUGUACAAUCCGGUGGCUGCCCUACCUCUGACGUCAUCACAAGCACGUGAAUUAAAAAUGACAAAAGUGGUUGUGGUGCUCACGUGCAUAUUUGUGGUAUGUGUAUCCCCUCUGGGGAUUUUCUAUCCCCUCCGAGGGUUGGACAUUUCUCCGGUCCCGAUAUACGUGUACCGAGCCAUCAUGCCCGUUGCGACCCUUUUGGAGACUAUCAACUACUCGUCAAAUUCUCUUGUGUAUUAUAUCGCGAGUUCGCGAUUCCGGAACGAGGUUAAACAGGACGUCUGCUGUAACCGGAAGUCGACAGCCAAAGUUUCACCUGAAUUACCGCAGUUGACAAAUGUCAGGGGGAAGUAGAGUCUGUUACGGAAUCAACGACAACCACGCGGACGUUACCUAGAGUAAAAGACAGGCACAUCAAUAAUACAGUGAUAGGAUUUUCACGUGGGGCCGAGGAUGUGGUCAUUACUGGGGAUUAAAUGUCCUACUUCGAGAGUCGACGUCAGUGACUAGGGCAGAAGCGAACUCAGUUGGUUACAUGUAAUGCGCAUGUGUUGAGAAACAAGAAGUUAUUUUGCGCAUGUCUAGUCGACUUUGCUCAACUCACUUCGUUCGACUACAGCAACUAGACUUCGUUUGCGCAUGCCUCAUUAUUUGUAAGCACGACAGUGAUUGGUUGUUGUUAAUUCCCCAUAUGUAAUCACAUUUGACUGUUGUUUUUUCCUUUAAUAAACUCUGUAUCCAUUACGAUUAUACUUCAUCACCAAUGUGUUCGUUGAAUACGAAUAACGAUAUAAUAUAGUCUUUGUAGAUUGAGUGGUCUUCUGUCUAAAGUUUUAAAGAGAUGUCCACCUCUUUUGAAAGACUACUGUAGCUUUCCUCUAUCAAUGAUAGAAUGUCUCAUGCAUGAACGUUGUAGUGUUCACAUUUUAUGGGAGUGUAGCGUCUAUCUUAAUUAUAAAAAUCUACACCUCUCGUUGAAUCAACACAUAGAUGGUCUUUCGACCAUUUUUCCCCAUUGCGAUGAUAUCUAGAUAGUCCCAUGAUUUAAGGAUCACUCCACACAUAAAACACUGAACUUGGUCACUAAUUCCAUUGUUAAAAAACCGUCACAUGCAAGGUCAUAUGGAGUCUGUCGUAUAUGACGUGGCCAUUCUUUAAAAGUGUUCAAACGGCUGACAACUUGAUGCAUCGAGGGAUGUUUAGGAGUAAAAAUCUUUUGAACAAGUCUCCAGAUAUAGACACAGUCUACUUUUUUCUUUUUUUUUUCUUUU